AUGGAAGGAAAACAAUCACAAGUUUUAAGAUUAUUUGGGGUCAAUAUCGAUAUUGUCCCAUUAAGCUCAGCCGAAAUUUGUACCACUCCCGCAUAUUCGGCAGCACCUGAUAAUAGUGAUAGUGAUGAUAGUGAAAGUGAUAGUAAUAAUAAUAUGCCUGUUGUCGAAAGGCAACCAGCAAGGAGAGAAAGAAGGCCAAGACCUAGUACAGAAAAUCUUCUUUUGGCGGAUUCGGAACCUCCAAAUAUUCCGAAUGAGCUCCUUCAAGAAGUACAUCGUUUAGGUGGAGGUGAUGAUCCGCCAAAACUAGUCAUCCAAAAAUAUGUCUAUUACUCUGAUGUCGCUACAAAUCAAGCACGAUUUCAGAUUUCUAGGACAAAAAUACAGGGGAAAGGGAUCCUCACCGCGGAGGAAGAAAAUCAAGUUUUUAAUGGCUGUGGAAAAAUGGACGACGUGACUGUUUUACUACAAACAAGAGAUAUCGAGACCAUGAGUUUGAGUUUGAGAAGGUGGCCUCUUCCUCAGCAACUGAAUCCGACGAAUAAAUGGAAUUGUGUGCUGCAAAGCCGUUGGAAUGAGGUGGUCGAGAAAAUUAGCCUCGAAGAAGGAAAUUAUCUUCAAGUAUGGGCUUUUAGACAUGGUCAACAGAGAAAGCUUGGUUUUAUUUUGGUCAAACUUACCAAGGAGCAACUCACUCAAGCACAUUAG
Molecule: messenger RNA, 708 nt
Organism: Beta vulgaris subsp. vulgaris (sugar beet)
Lineage: Eukaryota; Viridiplantae; Streptophyta; Magnoliopsida; Caryophyllales; Amaranthaceae
Product: B3 domain-containing protein At1g05920-like
Exons: 1
Coding region: 1-708 (235 amino acids)
Molecular function (GO): DNA binding
Source: RefSeq, a predicted model, not a curated record